Molecule: messenger RNA, 3282 nt
Organism: Talaromyces stipitatus ATCC 10500
Lineage: Eukaryota; Fungi; Ascomycota; Eurotiomycetes; Eurotiales; Trichocomaceae
Product: protein phosphatase 2C, putative
Exons: 3
Coding region: 1-3282 (1093 amino acids)
Biological process (GO): protein dephosphorylation
Molecular function (GO): cation binding; protein serine/threonine phosphatase activity
Source: RefSeq, a predicted model, not a curated record
AUGUCUCUCGAGCAAGAUCUAGCUUCUGCUGAGCAGGAGCUUGCCUCCCUUAAGGAGAGCCUAGCUGCGAAAGAGCAAGGGGACGAAGCUGUUCAGAAAGAAAUCAAGCUUAGAGACGAUCAAAUUAAGUCGCACAACAAACAGAUCAAGUGGCGAGACGAUCAAAUCAAGUCGCACAAAGAACAAAUCAAGCUUCGAGAUGAUCAAAUCAAGUUGCAAGAAGAACAGAUCAAGUGGCAAGACGAGAAGAUCAAGACACUACACGCUCAAAUGAGUGGUCUCAAGCUCCGUCUUGACAGACAGAACGCCACGAUCAAAAAUCAAUCUCGCACCAUUCAAGAUCCUAGGUCGUUGCGUCAACGUCGUAUGGAGGAGACUCAAGUCGCUCAAGCACCUCCAACACAACCUUGGGUGACUCCAACACAAGGUGCUCAGUCAGUUGUCGGUCCUAUGCAAUCAUUGUCACUCGGAGAGACACAGCAAUACGCUGCUAAUUAUGUUGACAACACUCAGUAUUUUCAGCCCCAGGGACAGCCAGGUUAUGUAGAGCAUCCAGGCUCACAAACGACAUACCAGAUGUCCUACCCGAUGGAAUCAACCAACUCGUACACGGGCAAUCAGUACGGAUGGAAUGGCACUAUGGCAGGUUCACAAUCGCAGGGAAUUUUCCAGCCUACUGGACCUAUUGCGGCUCCAAGUCCUAUGAACACAACCUUACAAAGUGCAUUGUAUCAGGCAGCGUUCGCUCCACCGGCGCAAUCGAGAGUUCCAAGUGCAAAUGAUGGAUACGCGGGUAUCGAGUUUGAGUCAAAGGCAGCCGCGUUCGGUGGACGCUUUCACUCUCUGUGGGCGAAAGUUGAUCAGUUUGCUAGAACAUAUGUCGUGGAUACUGACCUGGACCCCGAAGAGCUUUCGGUAGCAUUGAAAGAACUCAUGAUGCUUGAUCCUGAUGCAGCCGUUGCUGUGCAGUACCUGAAUCAUCCAGUGAUCAAGCAUUGUUAUCUCUCCAAAGUUGUCAGCUUAUAUCUGUGUAAAAAGUUUCUCAGAUAUACCGAAAUUGUCAAAAGGUUCCACCCUAAUAUUGACGCGGACAUUUUCCAUCUGAGAAAGCAACUCACUUUGGAUAACCCUCAAGGCGUACGCAGCGUCGCAUUGACAAAGCUUGCGCAGGAGAUAUCUUUGGCGCGUCAAAUGCCAAAUUUCGCAGAGUUUUGCUCUCAACGCACGGAAAGUUAUACUGCAGAAUUGGGGUCAAUGCUGGAACCAUUGGUGAAACCAUCCGAAGACAAAACUCGCAUGCUCGACUCCCUCAGAGCAAUUGUUUCGGAAGCUCAACACAUUGGGAUUGAUCUUUACUCUUGUCCCUAUGAUGCCAGAUAUCAUUUUCCGGAAUUCAAAGAAACAUACGAUCCGACUGUGAUGGUCAAUCUUGAUCCUGCGCUGCACGCACAUUUUGUCAAGGGCAGAGUCACAGUGUCCGUUACCCCAUACAUCAGGGUCGGUUUCAAUCAUUCUGAGCCUGCACGGGUUCGCAACGUGUGCAAUGCGAAAGUAUUUACUGGACUUCCUCUUGAAAAGGCGAGUUUUAUUGCCAUUUUUGCACGUCGGUAUAGUUAUCAGAGGAUACCAUGUAACGUGACCAACCGCGGAACCCAUUCUGCUAGUCGGCGAUACUUCCACGAUUACUUUGUCACGCAUCUUCCGUCGUCUUCGUUACAUCCCGAUUCCCACGGACCGCCGUCUUUCCACAAACUCCCUCGCUCAGCAUCGACACCACACACUAGCGAAAGCAGUCAAUUAUCUCCAGCAUCAAUACAAACACCAAUUGGGGUCAGUCGCGAUACCACUGUAGUGCGAAUACCUCUACGCAGUGCGAAACACCACUUCGGAGCAUCCGUUUCGCGAGGGUCACGAACACACAAUGAGGACACGUACCAGGCUGGUGUGAUUGAAGUACCUUCAUUUGCGAAACGAUCUCCGCUGUCAUUGACCAUUCGGCGGGCGUCGGGCACUGAGUCGACCGCUGUUACCUCCGGAGCAGACAGCGCAAGUGGAGAUCCACAGGUGUUUUACUUUGGUGUGUUUGAUGGUCAUGGAGGUUCUGAGUGCAGCGACUUUCUACGUGAUCACCUACAUGAAUACAUUCAAGACAGUGCUGCGGAUUUUGAGAUCCAAUCUACUUUGAAAGAUAACACUGCGUCCCUCGAAAGGAAACGUGAACGGCGCGGUAGACAAGAUGCCGUUCCCCUUGGAUUACAUCGGGCUGAUUUGCCCAUUGUCCAGAAUGCGAAUAUUAAGAAGAUAGAGCAACUCGAGACAGAGUUGGUUGAGUCUUGGAAGAAUCUUGUCGGGGGUUACUUCAAACGUUUCAGACCAGCUUACUUCACAUGUAUAAAAAAAGAUCCUACCCCGAGAGAUCUUUCACAGACGCUCGGAUCGAAUCAGAGCAGACAAAACUCGGUCGAUGGCGUUUCCAUGGAAGAGGUGAUGGAAUAUGCCUUCCUGAAAGCCGACUUUGAUUUUGUGUCGGCCCAAGCGGCAAAGAAAGAGGACGAUGCUGUACAGUCGGAUCAGCCACUGAACGCAGACGACAUACUUUACAGUCCAAGUCAAUCCCGCCGUGAAUUCAUCGGAGGACCAAAAAGAUUCCCUGGAGGAAGCACUUGCAGUGUCGCCAUGGUAUCGACUCCGACUCCGACCCCAUUCUGGAAUCCGGCAACGCCUUCCUCACUUCUGGUAUCGCAUGUCGGUGAUACUAGGGUUCUACUAUGUGAUACAAGUACCGGUGCCGCCAUUCCUGUGACUACAGACCAUCACCCGUCCUCACCAAUUGAGGCUAAUCGCCUUAGGCGGUAUGCAGCUACCUUUGUUACCGAUUCCUUUGGCGAGGAGCGUGUAAGCGGACUCGCUAAUACUCGAGCUUUUGGCGAUAUACAUUCAAAGCGUAUCGGUGUGUCGGCUGAACCAGAAAUUCGUCGCAUUGAGAUGGCUCCUGCCGAGUUCUCCUUUCUCGUCCUCAUGUCUGACGGUAUUAGCGGAACUCUCCAUGACCAGGAGAUUGUGGAUAUCAUCAAAGAGGCUCGCACGCCAGAACAAGGUGCGCGUGAUGUAGUCAACUUUGCCACUGAGACCAGUAAGGAUGCUGACAAUGCGACUUGUCUUGUGGUGCGACUCGGUGGUUGGGAACGCAGGCUUGAAGGUGGUUUAGGCAGUAUGGGCACCAAAGAGGCUCGCGAUUUUCGAAGACAAGAAGCAACAGACCCCAGGCGAUCACGUACCUAG